This is a messenger RNA of Aspergillus niger, 759 nucleotides long. RefSeq lists its product as hypothetical. NCBI's taxonomy places the organism in Eukaryota, Fungi, Ascomycota, Eurotiomycetes, Eurotiales, Aspergillaceae. The record is from RefSeq and is a predicted model, not a curated record. The transcript is spliced from 6 exons. Bases 1 to 759 code for a protein of 252 amino acids.
AUGCCGCAAAGAUCAAAUAUUCCUGCACGCAACCUCAUCUCACCCCUCACGGAUGCAGGCAGGCAGGCUACUAAGUCUACCUCUACGACCUUCUCGGCUACGGAUAUUCCCAACGACCCUGGAUCCCAUCCAUCGACACAUUCGCCUCAAUGCAAAUGCCAUGAAGAAUGUCUUCUGAAAAGAGAAUCGGGGUUGGGAGUUGUGCGCGUCAUCGUGCUUGAUAUUGGCGGGGCUAUUGUGCAACCGGCUGCAUUUUGCGGCUUCGGGGAUGGUGGUGGUUCUAGGGUUGUUGUGCUGUCGUUGACGCUGGUAGGGGUAGAAAGAUCUCGUAUGACUGGCGAAAUUUCUCUAGUUGUUUGGACGAGAGGCAUUUUGUUAGAUGUUAAGGAUAGGCAUGGGGAUAUUCCCGUUGUGUUGACUAGAGGGGGUUGCGAGAAAAAUACUGAAGGACUUCAUUGGAUUAGAAUUAGCAUAAAAGUAGAACACAUGGUGUCUUUGUCCGGAUGUGGUGAUGGUGGAGAUACCCUGGUCGAUGACUACCACUCGACUACAAUAAGUUGGAACUUGAUUGUUGAAAUGACAAUCAUGCCUCUUAUGGUCGGGACUAGGCUGUACCACUCGGCUAUUUAUGGCAUCCAUCACAGCUACCAGACUUGGGAUCGUAAAAACGGGUCCAACAAUCCCGUGCUAAUUUCAGGGACUGACAAUGGAUGGAUUUCUUUGACAUCUGUGGCGGGCAUGACCCACUGUUAUAAGUAG